GUUGUUUUUGAGGGAACCGCAUGGAUCGCCCCUGAAACGUUGCUUGAAGUUGAAAACGUUGCUUGUGCCCCGCCAACAGAUCACUUGAACCCUGCCUCUUUCACGACACACCUGAGACGGGCCGCCCACUCGCUCUCUUCCGCUGGGUGGGGCACCAAAACAACAGGUGAUCGCGAGAUCUCGGUGAGUGCAUAAUGGUGAUUCUCAGAAAGUUUUAAUUUUCGGUUUUGCCUUUAAAGCGGAGAAGGAUUAAUACCACAAGAGUCAGUAAAUAUGAGCCAGCCAUCAAGACCUCACAGGGGACAAAGAGAAAGAAACGGCGACCACCGCGAGCAAAGGGCCCGGAGGGACCAGCACAACGGACGCCCUCCUAGCGACAGGUCAUCCCAGCCUCCGUACUAUCCCAAAAUGGCCCGGGAGGCCCCCAGGGAGAACCCAGAGGGGUCCAAAUGCACCCACAUCUGUUCCAGGAGAGGCAUCGUGCUGAUCUGCGCAGUGCUGACCAACGCCCUGGUGCUGAUCUGUGUGGUGGCUGCGCAGAUGGUGAUGUCUGGCAUGUCGGCCAUGGGGGGCCUGUCGGCGGGCAGCUUCAGCAUCAACUCCGCCUACAGCCCCUUCGAGGGCACGGAGCUGCAGCAGGUGCGCGACCUGGACAUGCAGUACAGCCAGAUGCGCUCGCCCGGCAUCUACGGGGGUGUGGCCUUCAGCCUGACCAUGGGCGUCAUCUCCCUGCUUUUCGUGGUGUCGGGGAACCGGCCGGCACACCUGCUCUCACCCAAGCUGCUGGCGGGGCAGUUCUUCUUCCAGCUGGUGGGCGCCGUGGCCUACGUGGUGGCCGUGGGGCUCUACCUGCACUUUGUUAUCAAGGUGAACGCCACAGACGUCUGCCAGCAGAGGGCGCGGCUGUACGCACGGCAGGGCUACACCUGGAUGAACUGCGACGUCGGGGGCGCCGACGCCGCCGUGGCGCUCUUCGGCCUCAUCACUGCCAUCCUCUACGGCAUCGGCUGCGUGCUCACGGGUCAGACGAUCCGCAGGGUGAGGAGCUACCGGCAGGAGAGGGAGCGCUACGAGGCGACCAGGCGGAACCAGGGCGAUGGCCACCGCUCCGCCAACCCCCAGAGGGCGCCGCUGAGAUCCGACACUACGCCCGUGUGACGGCCACGCUGCACAAAUUUCUGAAAAAUGACUCUUGCCUAAUUUUAAACCAUCCAGUGUAUGAAUUGUAAGACAUACUGUAUUUCUUUACAACUGUGAGACUUGCAUCAACUUUUAAACUUGUUUUAAUUUCACUUUCAUCGUGUUUGUCUUGUACAG
This is a messenger RNA of Megalops cyprinoides (Indo-Pacific tarpon), 1317 nucleotides long. RefSeq lists its product as uncharacterized. Bases 274 to 1158 code for a protein of 294 amino acids. NCBI's taxonomy places the organism in Eukaryota, Metazoa, Chordata, Actinopteri, Elopiformes, Megalopidae. The transcript is spliced from 4 exons. The record is from RefSeq and is a predicted model, not a curated record. Gene Ontology annotation, cellular component: membrane.